Molecule: messenger RNA, 1486 nt
Organism: Rhinichthys klamathensis goyatoka
Lineage: Eukaryota; Metazoa; Chordata; Actinopteri; Cypriniformes; Leuciscidae
Gene: s100p
Product: calcium-activated potassium channel subunit beta-2
Exons: 6
Coding region: 271-1059 (262 amino acids)
Biological process (GO): potassium ion transport; detection of calcium ion
Cellular component (GO): membrane; voltage-gated potassium channel complex
Molecular function (GO): potassium channel regulator activity; calcium-activated potassium channel activity
Source: RefSeq, a predicted model, not a curated record
UUGCACCAGCAGCUAUCUGAAACAUUUUGAGCACACAGGCUUACGCUCAGGGUUAGCACGUCUCUCUCACUAAUAAUGCUCCUCACAAACGGGCUUAACCAAUGGAACACCUGCAGAAAAGUUUAAACUGCCACCGACAGACACAAUCGCCUGCUGGGAAUGGGAUUAUCGGCCAGGUAACCCAGAAAGAACAAAGACACCUGAAGGUCGUCCCUGCAGUCUUUUGCGAGUGCUUCGGAGAGAGCUGCACACAGUGGAAUAGCUGGGAGAAUGUUUCUGUGGGCUGGAAGCAAAGGAGCUCAAGGAUCUGGAAGUGAGAGAAGCAGGACCAUUUAUCAGAAGAUUCGUGGGUAUGAUAUUUUGGAGAAGAGGAGGACGGUCACAGCGCUGAAGGCUGGAGAGGACAGAGCCAUUCUCUUAGGCCUCAGCAUGAUCCUUUGCUCUGCCAUGAUGUACUUUGUGUUGGGCAUCACAAUGGUGCGCUCUUACUCAGACAGCGUUUGGACAGAGGAGUCAAACUGCACAGUACUGAACUCCGGUAUAGAUGCUGAGAUUAACUGCAGCUACAGUUGCGGCUCAGAGUGCCGGAAGAGCUCCAGGUAUCCCUGUCUUCAGGUAUACGUCAGUCUGAACUCCACCGGGAAAGUUCUGCGACUGUCAUACAACGAGGAGGCCUAUGAGGCCAACCCUGAGUGUUUUUACAUCCCAAAGUGCCGCAAGAAUCACACGCUGAUGCACACUAUUGUGAUGAACAUCUCCGAGCGACUGAAGACGCACACACAGGUUUUGUGUUACUACGACCCCUCAGAGCAGCAGGACAGCGUCCUCCUGACACGUCUCUAUGGCCGCGGGGCCAUCAUUAGCUCCCUCCUCUGGCCCACGUGCACGCUGGUGGGGGGCACGCUCAUCAUCGGAAUGGUCAAGCUCACUCAGUACCUGUCCUUCUUGUGCGAGCAGAUCGGCCGCAUUAAAAGGAUGGGGCUCUACCCCCUAACGAGAGCUUCUCACAACAAGGUCUGCACUCGGAAGUAUAAUGGCGGGAUCCAGGAUGGGGUUUGAAAGUGAAUGGAGAAAGCAAUGUGCGAAUUCGUCAAUGGACCUGUUUUCUACCAUUCUGUAUGCAGCAACAGUGUUUUCGCUUUCAUGUGCUCUUCCUCUGAUGCUCCAUCCGCCUUGUUGUCCUUUCCUGGUUGUGUUGACAAGGCUCAAGUAAUGUUGUGAAUGAGAACUUCCUGUAACAUUGAGAGAUCAAUAGAGCCUCUAGUGGUCGUAGUUGGAUCUUCCUACAAUCAGACUGGGUCAAGUCCAAUCCUGAUGCUCAAGGGUCAAAAUACACAGUCAUGUUGUGGGGUCUCGAUUACACUUUCUGACCACCGGAUCGCAGAGACUCCAUUCCAAGAUGCUACUGUGUAGUGAAUGAUAUGUCUCAACCAUCUGACACUUAUGUAAUUACAGAAAUUAAAAGUAGUAUACACUACUUCCUUCA